AUGGAGGUCCUCCAAACGCCCCCCGAGACAUCGACCUAUGUCACCAUCGCGGAGCACCAAUCUCGCACACCAGCCUCGUUCGUCAACGGCCCUCCGGUGCUCCACUACCACAGCCAGCGCUGCAAGGUCGUCAUUCUUGAGCGUGACCUGGUCGCCAACCCAGCCCUGAAUGCCCUACGCGGCGAGCGCGCCUCCACAAACGGUAACGCUGCGGCCGCGCCGCAGGAUACCGAGGAUGAAGAGAGCGUUGAGAUCGCUAUUGAGGGCGUGGAUACCUGGGUGACGUCUGAAAAACUCCUUCUCUUUUCGCCCUCUGCCUCAACCGGCGUCUCGAUUCCUUACCCAUCGAUCUCGCUGCAUGCGAUCCAACGUCUGCGCGUGCCUGGCGGCGAUGCCACGGAGGUGCAGGGGCUCUACAUGCAAAUUGCGAUACCAACGGCGCCGUCUGAGGAUGACGAGGAGGAGUGCAUUACGAUAACGGUAGUGCCGCCGAGCGAGGACGAAGCUGCAGGUGGCAACACGGAGACGAGCGCAGCAGUGGAGGGGACGGCGGAAGAGCGGGCGCUACAAGACCUGAGCGACGAGCCGCAGGAGGCGCCGGCACAGCUGCUGUACAACGCAAUGUCGGCAUGCUCGAAUCUGCAUCCGGAUCCCGUGGAGCCGGGUGACGAGGACGACGAGGAGGACGCGAAGUUCAUGUCGGUCGAGGACCAUGGGUAUGCGCUGUACCAGCUCGGGCAGGAGGCGAUUGGAUCGACGAAUGGAGAUCUGCCGCCGCCGGUGGAGGGCAGCUCAGGAUGGAUUACAGCAGAUAACAUGCAUGAGUAUUUUGACGAGGAGGGGAAUUGGAUUGCUGAGGGCGAGCCGCCAUCAUUUCCGGCUUUGGGCCCUGGAGCUGGGACGGUGAGGGCGCGCGAGGAGAACGAUGCCGAGGAGGAGCAGGAGGGAGAGGACGAGAUGACGAAGUGGCAGAGGACUGAUUAG
Molecule: messenger RNA, 984 nt
Organism: Penicillium macrosclerotiorum
Lineage: Eukaryota; Fungi; Ascomycota; Eurotiomycetes; Eurotiales; Aspergillaceae
Product: Voldacs domain-containing protein
Exons: 2
Coding region: 1-984 (327 amino acids)
Biological process (GO): mRNA cis splicing, via spliceosome
Cellular component (GO): cytosol; spliceosomal complex
Source: RefSeq, a predicted model, not a curated record